Haliotis rubra (blacklip abalone) is the source of this 906-nucleotide messenger RNA. Its product is annotated as inversin-like. The transcript has a single exon. The coding region runs from base 103 to 666 and encodes 187 amino acids. Lineage: Eukaryota; Metazoa; Mollusca; Gastropoda; Lepetellida; Haliotidae. The record is from RefSeq and is a predicted model, not a curated record. Gene Ontology annotation, molecular function: protein binding.
AAAGCCUGCUACGGCGGACAAUGGGAUGUAGUGGAAUUUGUCCUCUCACUGAACUUGGUGGACAUAAAAAGCACGGGAUGGAAGAAGAGGACACCAGUGAGGAUGGUAAGAGAAAAGGGUCACCAGGAAAUAGUGGAACUACUCGUAAAAAAUAAGGCUAAUCUGUUACUAAGUGAUAAACAUGGAGACAACACCCGUCACUGUGCCUGUAAUGGGGGACACUUUGAUGUGGUGAAAUAUGUCCUCUCUCUGAACUCGGAGGACAUAAACAGCUCGGGAAGGGAGGGGAGGACACCAGUGAUGAUAGCAGCAGAAAAAGGUCAUAAGGAAGUGGUGGAACUACUCGUAAGACAUGGAGCGAAUCUGUUACUAAGUGAUAAACAUGGGGACAACACCCUUCACCGUACCUGUAAUGGGGGACAUUUUGAUGUCGUGAAAUAUGUCCUCUGUCUGAACUCGGUGGACAUAAACAGCACGGGAUGGAAGAAGAGGACACCAGUGAUGAUAGCAGCAGAUUACGGACAUAAAGAAGUGGUGGAACUGAUGGUAAAGAAUGAAGCUAAUUUCUCACUCAGAGAUGAAGACGGUAAAAGCAUUCUUGACUUUGCCCGUCAGGGAGGAUAUUUGGAGGUGGUGCAAUAUGUCAUGACACUGUUAAACCACUAACGCUGAGAGACAAAGAGUCAGCAGCCAAAGAAAUGAGUCGACAAAGACGAGCAACGACACUGUUGGACAUCCUUGCGUCACACGGUGUUUACAUCUAACACGUGCAUUGUUUGUGAAUGGUUACAUUAUGUACAAAGAACAUAUAGCGUCAGGGUAUAAGACCUACAGUAGCGGUAAAGGAAACUGUAGAACUAGCAGUAGUAGUAGUAGCAGUAGUAAUAGUAGUAGUAGUAGUAGUAG